AUGGACUCGGGACUCGUUUUUCCUUUGCUCGUUGCCGGAAGGCUUCUUCUCGCUUUCAAUAUUCCUCCAGAUACCUUAAAAUACGACCAGCAGCUGUCAUCGCCCUUAACGUCCCAUCUAAGAUUACAAGAAGGGAUUUUUUUGUAUCUGAACAACAUCGAUCCUUAUUCUGGAGGUGUAUUCUACCAGUCACCUCUGUUUCUGUCCUUAUUUUCGACAAUACUUCCAACGUCUCGAGUCGCGUGCUCUAUUUUAUGGACGUUAUGUGACGCUAUUGGAGCUUUAGCACUUGUGCGUAUAUGGAGAUUUCGACAACGUGUCGCUUCAAGUACAAGAGACGGUCUAAUCGCUGCGCUGUAUCUACUUAACCCAUAUUUAUCUCUUCCGGCCUUCGCCCUCUCGACUUCCACGAUAGACAAUACCUUGACCCUACUGACUCUGAUGUUUGCAAGCCAAGGGAAAAAAUCGCUGUCCUUGCUAACCCUGGCUUUCGUCAUCCAGCUUUCCCUUUCCUCCAUUUUACUUCUGGUGCCCAUCUUUAUGCUUCUCCUUAGCGGUCCCGUGUCACACUUAGCUUCACCCCACCCGUUUUCCUUCAGCGCAAAAAGAGUUCUACCACUUUUAAUAGAAUUCAUCACGUACUCGAUAGUGCUCAUGAUAGCUUCAACGACGGUCUCCGGUAGCUGGGCAUGGAUUCCAAAGACAUGGGGCGUGAGCUUGGGCCUUCCUGACCUCACACCAAACCCAGGACUAUGGUGGUACUUCUUCACGGAAAUGUUCGAUCAUUUCCGACCGUUCUUCCUGAUGGUUUUCUCAGUCCAUCUUAUUAUCUAUAUCUUUCCGAUAUGCAUUAAAUUCCAGCAUGAUCCCCUCUAUGCCGCGUUUCUCCUGACUGGCGUGUUGGGAACGUUCAAAGCAUAUCUAACGCUAUCAGACCCAGGUCUCUUCUUAAGUAUGAUGCCUCUCUUUCCAGAAAUAUACCCUUACUUGGCUCAUCCGAUCGUAACUGGGCUAUUGCACCUGCACGCGUCGCUCCUUCUGCCGUUAUUCCACCAUCUGUGGAUUUCUCAAGGGACAGGGAAUGCAAAUUUUUUCUACGCGUCGACAUUGGUGUUUGGCAUGGCUAACGGGGCAGCACUGGUGGACUGCACUUGGGCUGGUUUGAGGAUUGCAAUAGGAAGAAACAAGGAAGGGUACGAGGUUGUGCAAGAAUAG
Serpula lacrymans var. lacrymans S7.9 is the source of this 1215-nucleotide messenger RNA. RefSeq lists its product as uncharacterized. Lineage: Eukaryota; Fungi; Basidiomycota; Agaricomycetes; Boletales; Serpulaceae. Gene Ontology annotation, cellular component: membrane; GPI-anchor transamidase complex. Gene Ontology annotation, biological process: protein localization to cell surface; attachment of GPI anchor to protein. The transcript is spliced from 9 exons. The coding region runs from base 1 to 1215 and encodes 404 amino acids. The record is from RefSeq and is a predicted model, not a curated record.